GAAGGAAGCACGAGUCUCCUCCUUGUCCUCGCCGUGUGUUCCUGGUGCUCCUGUUGUGUCCCGGUGCCUCUGCUGCGUCCUGGUCUGCUGUAUCCACUCAAGGCGGCGCUGAGACGGAUUACUGUAACCUGUUAGUGUUGCGACUUUUCUUCUUUAUAUCGUAGAACCGCUGCGACAUCCGUGACCGGCAGUGACUUGAGUGUAUGCAGAAAGCGACCAAGAGGAAGACAUGGCGAACAUAGAGAAAGUGUUGUUACUGGACGCCGUGGAUCCGAAGUGCGGCGAGGUACUGCAGGAGGCCGGGAUCGCCGUCACCACGCGGGGCAAGCUGACCAAGGAACAGCUGAUCCACGAGUUGACGGAGCAUGACGCCGUGGUAGUGCGGUCCGCCACCCGCAUCACGGAGGAGGCGCUGGCGGGCGGCGGGCGGCUGAGGGUGAUCGGGCGAGCAGGCACCGGCGUGGACAACAUCGACGUGAAGGCGGCCACACGCAAGGGUGUGCUGGUGAUGAACACUCCAGGAGGCAACACACUCUCUGCCGCCGAGCACACUUGUGCCAUGGUGUGUGCGCUGUCCCGCUUCCUGCCCCAGGCCUGCGCAGCUCUUAAGGAAGGGCGCUGGGAUCGGAAGACCUAUUUGGGAUCCGAGUUGCACGGCAAGACCCUCGCCAUUGUGGGUUUGGGCAGGAUAGGGCGCGAGGUGGCUAAGCGCAUGCAGGCCUUUGGCAUGACGACCAUCGGGUACGAUCCAAUGAUCCCCGCGGACGUGACGGCUGGCUGGGGAGUAGAGUCGCUGAGCCUGGAGGCGCUGUGGCCACGGGCAGACUACAUCACAGUGCAUACCCCGCUGCUGCCACACACCAAGAACCUGAUCGGCGAGAAGGUGUUCUCAGUCUGCAAGCCCGGCGUGCGCGUGGUGAACGUGGCGCGUGGCGGCAUCGUGGACGAGGCUGCUCUUCUCAAAGCUCUGGACUCUGGGGUGUGCGGUGGGGCAGCGCUGGAUGUUUUCGUGGAGGAGCCACCCACUGACCUGACACUGUGCAAACACCCCAAGGUGAUCUGCACGCCUCAUCUGGGAGCCAACACCGUAGAGGCGCAGCGACGCGUGGCUCUGGAGAUCGCCCAGCAGAUUGUGGACAUGUCCAAGGGACGCCCACUUACCGGCAUAGUCAACGCCCCGGCGCUAACUAACGCCAGCAGCGAAGCCUUCAAACCAUGGAUUGAGAUGGCCCAGGCCCUCGGCUACUUGGCCAACCAUCUCUCCAAGCCCGCAGACACCCCGGCACUCACCAUCACCCUGGACUUGUAUGGUAGCGAGGCGAGCAAGAUGGAUGCCUUCCUGGGUUCUGCCGUGCUUGUGGGGCUGCUCAAGGGCAUGACGCAAAACGGCAUCAACCUGGUGAAUGCUCCCCUGCUGGCCCAGGAGCAGGGCGUCACUCUCUCUGUCAAGUCUCACCCUGGUGACCUGCCCUCCGUGGCGGCUGCUGGUCCUGACGCCCUCCAGGUCAAAGUCACGCGGGGCCUCAACACUCAUGUCCUCAUUGGUAACGCUGCUUCGGGGCAGGCAACGCUGUACGGCCUGGACGGCUGCGUGUGGGACUCCGGCCUGACGCUGGGCCGCAACAUGCUUUUCUUCUCCGCCUUGCCCACCGCCUCCCCGCUGGCCGCCAUUGCCACCCAGCUGCUGGCAGAGCGUGCGGCCGUCACGUCGCUACUCUCCUCUGCCCCCACCAAGAAGGAGGUGUGGCACGUUGCCAGGACCGAAGAGGCUGUGGCUCUCCCCUGCGGUAUCCCCGGGACGAGGCUCAUGGCGCAGGUUACCUUCUGAGGCACCAAGGCCCGCCAGCAGCCGAGGCCAACAGUCAUCUGUACUCUCCCUCCUGCCUCGCGAUCAAGUGCUGCUCCUUGGGGGUCACAGUCACUGUGGCUCCCAGGACUGCGUGGCACCUUCUCGUAGGCUUAGCGGCUCUGCACCAAACCGUUCGUUUUAGCUGUUGAAUGUCAUCCGUAGGCAUGACAUUAACGCCGCCAGAGCAUGUGAUCCACCAGAUCCUUGAUGCAUCACAAGUAGAUGUCUGAUAUUUGCUUUAAAUAUGCAACCCUUCAGAGUAGUCCCUAAGGGUUGUUUGCAUACAUUGCCCCAUUGAAUACAGUUCCAUGUAUAAAGUGUUGGGUGGAAGUUUUCUCUCAUAAUCGUCCAUAAUCCUGUAAUUUGUAUAUUGAUGCACAGAACAUUUAGAGGUGACGCAUCCUUCAGACAGGUGUACUAAAGCACACUAAAUGUAGUAAUCAUGCUAUUUUAUAUAUUUUUCUACAUGUGUAUGUAUGUUAGUAUCAUGAGAGUGCAAAGUACAAAGCAUUUUCUCUCCACCAUAUCAGUAAAACUUUACUCGUAAAUAUCGUCCAUUUUUCAAUUUUCAGCGGAAUUGUCUCCUUUCUUUUCCGUCUUUGCCGAAGCUCAGGACUCGUGCACGUCUCGAGUCGUUGUCUUUUGCUGUUUGCUGUUUAAUUAGUUUUAUUUCUGGUUUUACAAACAAUUGUACUUCAGAA
Messenger RNA from Scylla paramamosain (green mud crab), 2550 nucleotides. RefSeq names its product D-3-phosphoglycerate dehydrogenase-like. NCBI's taxonomy places the organism in Eukaryota, Metazoa, Arthropoda, Malacostraca, Decapoda, Portunidae. The record is from RefSeq and is a predicted model, not a curated record. The coding region runs from base 230 to 1828 and encodes 532 amino acids. Gene Ontology annotation, biological process: L-serine biosynthetic process. The transcript has 8 exons. Gene Ontology annotation, molecular function: phosphoglycerate dehydrogenase activity; NAD binding.